AUGGCCUCGUUCAAGCAAAAUUUACCACCAUCGACGCUUUUGAAAAAGCAAGUCGCUGUAAAUGCAGACAAGCGAUCGAAACAGGAAGCUAAACGGGAUCGACAGCUUGAAGAAGACAGAAAAGCUGGUACUGCUCCGGCUAUGGUCGAUGUUGAAACUGGGCGAGAUAUUAAUCCACACAUUCCAUUGUUUAUUUCUCAAAAUCCGUGGUACGUUCCCAGUGAUGGCCCAACAUUGAAACAUCAACGUCCGCACGAAGAACGACAAACGAAAUUUUCUCAAAUUGACGAAUGGUACCAAAAAGGAACCACAGGAAAAUCUGCAACGAAGUUCCGAAAAGGUGCCUGCGAAAAUUGCGGAGCUAUGGGUCACAAAAAACGGGAUUGCUUUGAACGACCUCGAAAAUUAGGGGCAAAAGAUACUGGCGCCGAUAUUGCUGAAGAUGAUCAUGUCCAACCAAAUUUAGUUCUUGGUUUUGAUGCUAAAAGAGAUCGAUGGAAUGGUUAUGAUCCUGCUACUCACAAAGAAGUCAUUGAUGAACAUAUGCGGUUAGAAGAAGCCAGAAAAGUUAUAAAGGAACAAAUGAUUAAAGAAGGAGAAUUGGAAGAACAAGCAGCAGAACAAGACGAGGAUAAGUAUGCUGAAGACGCUGAUAUGGCUGGAGUGUCCGUUGAUAUGGACUCCCGAACUAGAAUUACAGUUCGUAAUCUACGUAUUCGGGAAGAUACUGCAAAAUAUCUGUACAAUCUUGCGGAAAACUCGCCAUACUAUGAUCCUAAAUCUCGAUCAAUGCGUGAAAAUCCGUUCGCCGGUGUUGCAGGAAAGGAACUUGAAGCUGCCAAGUUUGCAGGAGAUAAUUUCAUUAGAUAUUCUGGAGAAGUUACUGCAGCGAAUGAAGCUCAAGUGUUCGCAUGGGCUUCAACCCGAAAGGGAGUUUAUGCUCACUCGAUUGCUGAGCCGACAAAGCUGGAAGCUCUUAAAAAGGAAUACGAGCAACAGAAAAACUCUAUCAAAGAUGAAACGAAAAAAGAGCUUCUGGACAAGUAUGGUGGUGGUGAGCAUUUUGAUCGUCUUCCUGAUGAACUUCUGUUUGCACAAACUGAGAGCUAUGUUGAGUACAACAGAAAGGGAAAAGUUGUCAAAGGAAAGGAACGAGCUCCGAUUAAGAGUCGAUUCAAGGAGGAUGAGUAUCCUCAAAAUCACACGUCUAUCUUUGGCUCAUUCUGGAGAGAAGGAAAAUGGGGAUACAAAUGUUGCCAUCAAUUCGUCAAAAACUCAUAUUGCACUGGAAGCGAGGGAAUCAAAGCCGAAUCGAGCUCGGCUGUUGGAAAGACGACUUCUAAAGAAGAAACGUUCAAAAAACCAGCGCCGCCUGUUGUCGAAUCAAAACCUGAAAUUAUAAAAGCAGAAGUCAAGGAGGUAAAAGAAAAUGAGGAAGAAGAGAAGUCUUCUUCGUCGUCGUCAAGUGAAUCUUCAAGCUCGUCUAGCGAGGAAAGCGAUAAUGAAGAAAAAGAAAGAGAACGACAAAAGGAGCGAGAAAGAAGAGAAAGAGAGCAAAAGCGAAGAGAAAAGAAAAAAGAAAAGCGAAAUCGGAGAAAAGCUAAGCUCGGAAAACGAAAGAGAAGACAUCGUGGAGAUUCUUCAGACGGCUCGUCAUCUUCUGAUUCUGAUAGUGGAUCUGAUAGCGGCGAUGAAAUGAAAGUUGCGCUCAAAAAAGCAAAGAAGGAGAAAAUUGAAGGCAUUAAAGCGCUUAAUGAAGGCGAUCGCGGUCGAAAAUAUAACACAGAUUAUUCGAACAAUGCUCCUAGUGAAAUUGAAAUGGAGGCAUAUAGAAUAACGAAUGUUCAUUCGGCAGAUCCUAUGGCAGCUUAUAUUAAUCAGAAGUUUGAGAAAAAAUCGAAAAAAUAA
Messenger RNA from Caenorhabditis bovis, 1908 nucleotides. The record is from the annotation of a GenBank genome assembly. NCBI's taxonomy places the organism in Eukaryota, Metazoa, Nematoda, Chromadorea, Rhabditida, Rhabditidae.